GUUACUUCUUUCACAAUAGGACUGCCUCUCGAGCCCAGUGUGUGCGAGUGUGAUUGAGAGUUAUGUUGUUAAACCAGGCACACUGCCGCUCGACUUUACCCCUCUUCGCUUGACAGGACUUUCCCUUCAGAAGUCCUGGUGGUGCAGGGAGACUCCCACGUGUGGAAGCCGGAGCUCAAAACCGACUAAUUAACUGGCAACGACCUUCCCAACUCUUUCCCUUGAGGAGCACUUUUAAACCCCAGUUUCAUCAAAACACUGCUUCAACCCUUCCUCAGGAGAACGCUCAUGUGCUUACAAAGUGACCAGACGUUCUUGGGAACGCAGAUUUGCAACACAAGGAAAGUGGCACGAUGACAGGCCGGCUGCCCUCGAGGUUUCUGCUGUGGUUCAUUGUGUUGUCUGGCCUUGCGUUAUUGACGUUAUUUGUGGUCUGCGUGACUAACCAGAUUCAGGGGCCAUGGCAAGUGAUGAGCCUCCAAAGCUUCCCAAAUAAACAUUUCAGGAUUUUUUAUGACAAGAAUGACAGCAGUUCUAUGGAAUAUCAACCGUCCGCUGAGAAUGAACUGGACACUGCCGAAGAGCUUGAGCAGAAUUCUUUGCAGAAUGUUCAGGACUCAUCAGACUCAAGAAAUUAUGCAAAUUCUGGUCAACCGAAUUCAAUCACAAAUUCUUCAAAACCAGUGGCGAAACCCACUGAGCUGGACUUCUUUGGUGACCGGUAUGCAACAGAUGACAUUCCUCCACAGACAAAUUGUCCCAACAAUAUUAGAAAGCGCGUGCCUCAGACUCCAUUUUCUAAAAUGUUUCUGCACAAUAUUCCAGUGCUCCAGUGGGCAAAGCAUUUUAGUCUAGAAGAGUACGAGCGGUUGAGCCAUUACCACGGAGCACACGGCUGGGGAAGUGUCACUGCCGAAGUGUUGAACAGCUCACUGUCAAUAUUAAAUACAACUGCAAACCGGUUGAUGUUUGAUGACUGGGAGAACAGAGCAGACAGAUCAGAGUGCAUUCGCUGUGCUGUGGUGGGAAACGGUGGAAUACUGAAUGGUUCAAGGAAAGGCAAAGAGAUCGACGAACACAACUAUGUCUUUAGGGUAAACGGUGCGGCUCUUGCAGGCUUUGAGAAUGAUGUGGGAUCCCGGACGUCUUUUUACACAUUCUCAACCAACACCAUGAGAAAUUCAAUACGUAGCUAUUCUCGCGUAGGCUAUAGAGGUCCCCCUCUAUCCAAGGAAACCAGGUACAUAUUCCUGCCAGACCACGACCGUGACUAUAUUCUCAUGCAGGCGGCUUCCACACACAUGCCAAUCAAAAAGGGACCUGAGCGUAGCAAAAAUCCCCCUACGUAUUUCGGUGAAGAUGUGACGGUAGAAAAAUUCAAAAUUUACCACCCAGACUUUAUCCGCUACCUCAGAAACAGGUUCCUGCAUUCAAACCUCCUGAAAACAGGCGCGAGAAGGAUUUACAGGCCGUCGACAGGAGCAGUGAUGCUCCUAGCUGCUAUUCACACAUGUGACCAGGUGGACGCUUACGGGUUCAUGACCCCUGACUACACUUCGUAUUCAGACCACUACUACGACAAACAGCGACUUCCGGUGCAUUUCUAUGCCAAUCAUGACAUGCGAAUGGAAAUGAGGUUGUGGCAAGAGCUGCAUACUGCCGGACUGAUCAAUCUCUUCAUGAGGAAAUAAGCGCAAAAGGAUGGACGCUACACAUUGUAGGGGGUGUUUCUCACUGUCAGACCAGAAAUCAGAACUGAAACCUCUGGUAGGAGUGUGCAGGACAAACCUGUUCUUCUCCCCUUGGUAUAAGACAUACUUGCCCUGAAGGAAAAGCUCAUAAUUGUUGUUCAGCAAAAAAGACUAUGCGCUGAAACAACAUAAUCAAUCCAUGAUAUUUUCUACCUUUUGAGUCAAUUCAUGAGAGACGAAUGACUGACUAAUGUGUUAUGAGGAGGGGCCUUGUGAAACGUGGAUUGUGUUCAGGAAUAACUGAAUAACUCGUGUGUUCUUGGUUGCUGUUUGUUCACACACAUUGAGUCAUUUUACGCAGGUUGAAUCAUGGUCUUGCUUUGGGCCAUGUCCAGGUAUGCUGGUAUUCUGUAAUACGUGCCUUAAGACUUCCCAACGAUGGACCGUCAAGGUGUGUGAGAAACAGCGAGAGUUUAUAGUUUCAUAAAAUCACUCUAUGGGAAAAAUAAUCAACCAAAGAGAAUAAUUUAAAUUAUUUUAUUUUGAAUUCUUAAUCCUCUAUUUUUAACAUGGUGCGUGAGAGUAAAUGGUCCUAGAUGGUCCAUUCAAAACGCACCUGUUGCCAUGUUGUAUCAUGUGGAAAUCAAGAAGGGUUUUCUGUUUUUAAGAGUCUUUUUAUGCCUUAGGCUGUUUCGUUUACAGCUUAACUUUACUUAGAAGUUCUAAAGUGCAAUAUUUGACGGUUCAUUGAAUCAAAAUGUGAAUUUCUUCGGUGAUUUAUUUGUUCCUGCUUUGGGCUGUUUGAUCACUUGAUGCUUUCUCUUGAUUGUAUUUAACAAAUUGUUUACCAAAUAAUUUAACUGCUUCAGCACGCUCCUGGAGUUCAAAAAUCAUUCCACUUUUAUAAAACCGAGACUAACAAAUAAACGCAAAGAUGGUCCCACAGCAAGGGUGUAUUCUAAGCUCGUAAUAAAUACUUUGAAAUUGGGUUGUUAAUUA
Puntigrus tetrazona (Sumatra barb) is the source of this 2690-nucleotide messenger RNA. It is a transcript of the gene st6galnac, whose product is annotated as ST6 (alpha-N-acetyl-neuraminyl-2,3-beta-galactosyl-1,3)-N-acetylgalactosaminide alpha-2,6-sialyltransferase. The transcript has 10 exons. The coding region runs from base 354 to 1691 and encodes 445 amino acids. NCBI's taxonomy places the organism in Eukaryota, Metazoa, Chordata, Actinopteri, Cypriniformes, Cyprinidae. The record is from RefSeq and is a predicted model, not a curated record. Gene Ontology annotation, molecular function: sialyltransferase activity.